This is a messenger RNA of Pestalotiopsis fici W106-1, 7500 nucleotides long. RefSeq lists its product as uncharacterized. Gene Ontology annotation, biological process: cell wall modification. Gene Ontology annotation, molecular function: pectinesterase activity. Lineage: Eukaryota; Fungi; Ascomycota; Sordariomycetes; Amphisphaeriales; Sporocadaceae. The transcript has 6 exons. Bases 1 to 7500 code for a protein of 2499 amino acids. The record is from RefSeq and is a predicted model, not a curated record. Gene Ontology annotation, cellular component: cell outer membrane.
AUGUGGUCGCUGUUUCUUUACGGCAUCCUGCCGGCCUUGGCGGUCGCACAACAAGGUGAGCCAUCCGUCCUGCGACGGCGAUGUGGCGGCGUUCCAGAGUUAUUGCCCUCGACCGUCUCCUCUGCAUCAGUCACCCUCUCCACGUUCCUUAGCUCCUCGACCUCGGGCCACAAAACGUUCCUUACCCCUUCCAUUGAAGCGUCUUCUUCGCUCUCUUCGUUUUCCUCGGACUCUUCAACGGAUUUUUCAACUUCUACAGCAAGUUCAGUUUCGGUACGAAAGACUAUCGAUCUCGAACUGAGCUCCGGUCGCUCUUCGACUACUCCAGCAUUGAGUUAUGUACCCAGCUCGACUUCAACUUCCCAAGUUACAACCAUCUUCACUGCUUCAUAUGACAGUGAAUUCGGUCUGGAAGCAUUCGCCUUGUCCACAUCAGAGCCCGUCUUUAUAGCAUCUGGAUCCAUUUCGUCUACAGCUCUUUCUUUCACAGCGGCUGGAUCUGGUUCCCCGACAAAGCCGGCGGCCACGUUGUCAUCUGAACCACGUCCAUUGGCAACAUCUACUUCGACCAGCAAUCUUGCAUUUUCUGAUUUGAUAUCCACAUCCUCUUUGUCAACAUCGCUGACGUCUGUCGUUACCCCCAUAGGUUCGACUUCGUCGACAGCAACCUCCACCGAUAGCUCACCAACGGCUUCUCCGGUGCUCGGUACCUCGUCCACAUCUUCUUCCACAAGGUCGUCUUCAGCUGUCACAGUUACGCCUGGCGGGAACAUAGCAUCGGCCAUUGCUUUUGCUCAGAGCAAUGGUGUGCCCACAGUGACUAUCAAAGCCGGCACUUAUACUGAAGCCGUUACUGUUUCUGCGACCGCGGCUGUCACUAUCAUUGGAGAGACGGUUAGCCUCAAGGCUCGUGAUAGUACUGCUCUCAGUGACUACUCGCAGAAUCUCGUCACCAUUGCAAACGACGCAGCUGCCCCUUUGACGCUGUCGUCAACUGCCAUCAAAGGUGUCACGUUUAGAAACAUUAACUUCAGUAACACCAACUCAUUGUCAGCGCUUGGCGCAGUCUCGCUCAAAGGAUCACAGCUUGCAUUUUACGGAUGCCAAUUCGUUGCCGCUGGCCAGGUUUGCAUCCAAGGUGGCAUCUCUUCGGGCUUAAUCGCAGAUUCCUACAUCGAGGCUGCCGACAAGAUCAUCUACCAAUAUCCCUCUCUGUACAUCUACAGCUCGGCAAUCACAGCCACCGCCAAGAGUGCCAACAUACUCUAUACGCAAGGAGCCAACGCUGGGACGACACUUUACAAUUCUACUGUCAUUCUCGACUCCUGCAAUGUGUCUCAGAAGAGCGGCUUAACCAACACAUUCGUUUAUCUGUUCACUGCCAACAACAAUGGUUCUGUCGCCCUCUACAGAAACACUACCCUCGGCAGCUUCGUCGCUGCCAGUGGUGCACAUGUUGACUCCAAGACUCAGUCACCCCUGAAUACCUACCUUGAGUACCUCACCACUGGUGCGGGCAGCUACUCUCAAAACGUUGCCGCUCGUUCUCCAUACGUGUCCCUCGCGAUUUCUGGUUCUCAGCUCGGACCUUACGAAAUCCCUGCGUUCUUUGCCAAUGCGAACCCGACGGUUGCCACCACUCAAACAUCAUGGAUGGACCAGGACGUCUUGGGCAGGAUCUUGGCCGGCGUCUCGGCGCAGAAUUCGAGAACUUCUUCUCAGUCUUCCAGCUCAUCGUCAUCGAGCACGUCCAGCACGUUCUCGUCCAACACGCCCUCCUCCAAUGUAGCCACGUCCAGCAUUGCCUCCGACUCGUCCUCCAGUACGGUAUCCAGCACGGUUUCCAGCACAGUUCUGAGCGGUAUUUUGUCUUCGAGCACCAGUCAAACCACUGUGUCAUCUUCCAGCAGCUCUGCCUCUGAAAGCUCCACGGCUACCUCCAGCAAUGUCGCAUCCUCGGCGAGCACAGGAGGGUGCGUCCUACCAACCUCGGUCCCCUCGACUGCUAGGGUGGUCGGUCCUGUAGGCUCCUGCGCAACGUUCAACAAUAUAUCUGCCGCCGUCGCUGCCCUGCCUUCCGACAGCACCUCUCAGUACGUCUAUAUCCUCGGCGGUACAUACAAUGAGCAGGUCACCAUCUCGCGUGUCGGACCUACCGUCUUCCGUGGCGAGACUGACGAUACCCUGUCAUACGGCUCCAACACCGUCACGAUUCAGUCAUCCUCCGGCGUUGCGUCCAAUUCGGGUGGCUCGGCCAGCACGUCGCCAUUUCAGGCCACCCAAUACUACACAAGCAAGAUGUCGUUCUACAACAUCAACUUUGUCAACACGUACGCACCACAGACCAACUAUGUCGCUGUGGCCUUUGUCGGCAAAGCCCUGAAGACGGGCUUCUAUGGAUGCAGUUUCAAGUCUAGCCAAGGCACGCUCCUCCUCAACUACGGCGCCUUUUACUUUGCCAACUCGUACAUCGAGGGCACUACUGACUUUAUCUGGGGUCAAGGCGGCGCGUACUUCUACAACUCCAAAAUCGCUACAUCCGGCGUCAUCAAUGGCCAGAACAUCGCUGCUCAGAGUUAUCAAGCAUCAUUUGGCCCGUCCAUUCAGGUAUACGACACCUGUGCGAUUGUUCCAGCUAGCAGCAGCGUCGCCAAGGGUUCUACCUACCUUGGAAGGGACUACUCAACAUCGUCGCGUGUCUAUUACAUCAACUCUUACCUUGAUGAGCACAUUGCCUCGGCAGGGUGGAGAGUGACUGGAUCAUCCGUCAACGUGACUUUUAUUGAGGCAAACAACACGGGACCGGGCGCUGCCACGAGCUCGCGCACUCCUUAUGCUCAGAUCCAGUCGGACACAACAUCAUACACGCUGGCCUCCCUCCUGGGCGAUUCCAGCUGGCUCGAUAUUUCGGCUAUUGCGCCGUUCGCCGGGUUCCCAGAAUCGGUCUACAGUGCGACUGCAGUUUCUUCGUCAUCGUCAUCCUCCUCUACCUCCUCAUCUUCCACAUCUGUCGAUACUUCAUCUUCGACCACUGCGACGUUGACUUACACUGUGGCGCCUACUCCCACUGGAUCCCAGUUUGGCAGUGUCAUGUCCGCUGUCGCUGCGAUUCCUGCCGAUGGCAAAGCCCACGAAGUCUACAUCCUUUCUGGUACCUACAUAGAGCAGAUCUGGGUCAACAGGACGGGAUUAGGCAAAGUCACACUGAGAGGUGAAACGCAGAACCCCAGCGACUACACCGGCAACCUUGUGGCCAUUCAGUUCAACUACGGGGUCUCGACGAGCGGCACUGUCUCCAACGAGAACACCCCCGUCCUAAACUGGAAGCGGACUGAUGGUUCCGGCCUUGCCCUCUACAACAUUGACUUUGUCAACACGUAUCCGCAGACACCCAGCACUGCAGCAUUGGCAGCUGACUUCUAUGGCUCCAACAUGGCCGCUUACGGAUGCUCAUUCAAGGGAUACCAGGACACGUUGCUCGCCAAUCAAGGUGUUCAAGUCUUCAGCAACUGCUAUAUUGAAGGGAGCGUCGAUUUCAUUUGGGGCUACUCAAAGGCUUACUUUCAUCAGUGCUACAUCGCGUCAAAUACCGCGGGAGCAUACAUCACGGCGCAGAAUCGACCCAACUCAGCCUGGGCUGGUGGCUACAUCUUCGACUCGUGCUAUGUGACCUACACGAGCUCGUACACCGCGGGCAAGACAUCUGUAGCUGCCACCACCUACCUUGGCCGCCCGUGGUCGCAGUACGCUGUCGUGGUGUACAUGAACUCGUAUCUUGACAAGCACAUCUCCCCCGCCGGAUGGAGUGUGUGGCAGACAAGUAAUCCCCAAACGUCAAAUGUCAUGUUCGGCGAGUAUAACAACUCAGGGCCAGGCGCUUGGGGAACAUCACGCGCCGAGUUUGCCACAAAGCUCACAGAUUCUCAGGCCACUCUUUACACCCUGGACGCAUUCAUCGGUAACACGGCUUUCAUCGAUUGGACGGCGUACAACUACUCGCCGAGCUUCUCACUAGAUUCAACGCCAACGACCACUGCUUCGGCAACGUCGUCUUCUGUUACGGCGAGUGCCACAGCCUCUGCCACCUGGGCGCACCCUACCAGUGGUACUGUUCCUCCCGUUGGUGCUGUCCUAGUCUCUGUCGAGGGCACUCAGGUCGGCUCCUUUAGCAAUUUGACCGAUGCUCUGGCCAGCUUGCCUGACGACAGCAGCACUCAGAUCAUUUUCGUGUACCCCGGCAAAUACUCCGAGCAGGUUCCCACAGUCGAACGUGCCGGUCCUGUCAUGAUUGUUGGAUACACUACCGGCAACCCCGGUCAGGCCUAUGCCGACAACACCGUCACCAUUACCCACGCUCGCGGACUCUCUGUCAGCCCUGUUCCCACGGGUCACUCCGAUGCCGAGACGGCGACCUUUGCCACCGCUGGUACCAAAAUCUCUCUGUACAAUAUCAACAUUGAGAACUCUGAGAACCUUGAUGGGUCCGUGUCAAGCUAUGUCACCCUUGCUGGCAGUAUCUACGGCCAGCAUAUUGGAUUCUAUGCUUGUUCGUUCGUCGGCUGGCAAGACACUCUGCUCACCGGAAACAAAGCUGGAUAUCAGUACUACGAAAGCUCCUAUAUAGACGGCGCCAUUGAUUUCAUCUGGGGAUACUCCAAGGCGUACUUUAAAGGAUGCACGAUCGGUGCCAAGAGAGCCGGCUCGGCCGUGACAGCUCACAGCCGGGCCUCAUUGACUGCUGUCGGAGGCUAUAUCUUCGACCAGUGCCUCUUUACCGCCGCCAAGACCGCCACCGUAGACUUGACCGCUUCAGUCUAUCUCGGGCGGCCGUACAGUGCUUAUGCCCUCGUGGUUGUCAAGAACAGUUAUCUGGAUGACAUCAUCGCCCCAUCGGGCUGGAAAGUAUGGAGUGCCUCUAACCCGCAGACCGACUACAUCACCUUUGCCGAGUACAACAACACUGGCCCUGGUAACUGGGAGAAUAACGUCGCCGCCAGGGUCGCUUGGCAGAACUGUACUCUGCUCACCAGUGACACUUAUUCAUUGGCCAGCGUUAUGGAUAGCACAGACUGGAUCGACAUGACAUACUGGGCCAGCAUCGCGACGCCGUCUCCUGCCGUAACCACUACAGAUCCAGUGACGGUUGGCACGACAGCAUACGAUGGCACAACGCCGCCAGCUGGCGCUUACAUUGUUUCCAAGACUGCCAUUGAGGGUGUCACGACUUACGAUACCAUACAGGCUGCUUUGGAUGUCCUCCCAAUUUCAAGCAAGGUCACUCCCACUGUAUUCAUCUACCCAGGUGUCUAUUCGGAACAGCUUGUUUUGAACAAGUCCGGCACGACCAUCUUUAUUGGUUACAGCCAGAGUCCGAAGGAUUAUAGCCAGAAUCAGGUCACCAUCUCGUUCAACAGUGGCAUCAGCACGCAAUCGGACGCCUCCAACUCGGACUCUGCCACCGUGUAUGCCACCGGUAAUUAUUUCCAGGCAGUCAACAUCAACUUUGCCAACACUUUUGGCACGGCCGAAGAUUACGCCUCGCUCGGUUUUGCCGUCAAGAGCAGCAAGUUUGCUGGACUUUACGGCUGCCAGGUCUAUGGCAACCAAGAUGCACUCCUCGUUAACGGCAAUUUAUUCGCAUCGAACUCUUACAUUGAGGGCAACAUUGACAUGAUCUGGGGAUCCGGCGCCGGAUACUUCUUGAAUUCGACAAUCGCACCCAACCAAGACAAAAUAGCUUUGACAGCCAACAAGAGAACAACCAACACCACGGCUGCCGGUUUCGUGUUCGACCAGUGUAGAGUAACCCCCGCAAGAGGCGCAACGUUCAGCCAGGUCUCGCUCGGUCGUCCCUGGAACGCCUUUGCCAGAGUUGCAUGGAUUGGCAGCUAUCUUGGCUCGUGUAUCGAAUCAACUGGCUGGGAUGUUUGGACCAAGAGCGACCCUCGCACAGACGGCAUCGUCUUCGGAGAGUAUGGCAACUAUGGCCCCGGAGCAUCCACAAGUGGACGCGCCGCCUUCGCCAUUGAGCUCAGCGAUGCUCAGGCUGCCGAGUUCCAAAUCGCGAACUUUUUCGCAACAACAUCUUGGAUCAACCAGACUUUUGUCUACUCCUCGCCAUUUACAGCUGCCAACUUGACUGUCCCAAGCUCCUCUGCCACCUCUUCCACGAUCUCCACGACUUCAUCCACGUCGUCUCCCCCACUGUCCACGUCUACGAUCACCACGACUAUUCCCAGUACGAUCAAGACGACCAUCUUGACUACCACUACUGGGUCGACUGUCCUCGUCACCUACACAAACACAUUGACACUAGACGUGGGCGCAACUGUUACGCCUGCACCAACGACUAAGACUGUAACUGUCAAGGCCACGUCUACCAACACGAACACAGUUACAGAGGCAAAUGCGGUCGUCACUGUUAAGACGACUACCAUCAUUGAUGUCGGAACUACCGUCACACCGGCCACAAGUACCAAGACAGUCCAAAAUACGGCUACCGAGGUUCACAGCCAGCUAGUCACCGUGACUGGCAAACCCACCACGGUCAAGUCUAGUACUACUGUUACGAGCUUCGCUACUUCGACCCCCAAGGCAUCAACAACGACCUUGAGCGAGGGAAGAGUUGUUACUGUUACCUCGACGGUCACUCCCGGCGCUGCCAAGGUGACAAGCACCACCACCGUCACGAUUAACCCGAGCGCCACGAAGACAUUGACGCUCAAAGCUACAACAUCAACUCUCGUGACCACUACCACUUCAACAAAGACAGCCAAGGCUACGACCACGCUGACUUGCAUACCCGCCGCCAAGAUGGCCAAGCGUGGUAUUGCUUUCGGCACAACCGAUGCAGCGCCAGUCUUUCCCAGGGCCACGUCUGCAGGCGCACCAGUCACUACAAUCACCGUGAUUUCAUUCUUUACCAGUGCCACAACGAAGACCGCCAGCGCUCCUGGCGUCACUUCGACCAUCAUCGUGGACACCACCAAGACGACGGGCAAGACAAGCACACUAAAGCCUGAGACAAUCGUGGAGACCACGACGGCCAUCGCAGUCAAGCCUGCCACAGUCACAGUGCCCGGCUCGACCUCUACAGUCACAGUCGUCAAUACCAAGCAGACUGGAAAGACUACGACUUUAUCUGCAAGCGUCACUACCGUUGCCAACACGGUCUUUGUGACCCGGACAUCCUCGUUGACAAGCACUCUUCCUGGACUUACCAUCACUGACGUCGAGACGGCAACCAAGAAGUCGACCAUCACGCUGGAGGCCUCGACCAUCACCGUGACCCAGAGUAGGUACACGACUGUCAAGACGAUCAUCACUUUGGCAACACCGACAUCGACAGUUUUGAAGACGACCACGUUGUCGCUGACGCCCAGCGUGACCGUGACUGUGCAAAACACGUCGACCAAGACCAAAAUCAGCACAGUCGUCGCGACGGUCACGACCACGAUGACCAAGACGAAGAACGGUGCGCCAGCAUGUACAGCGGCUUGA